CUCGAUCAGAAAUGUCAAAGAAAAAGUGCGGUUAUGUUUCCCUUAGCUCGUUUCAAUACCGUUAUUGGCGGGAGUCUGCUGCAGAAAACGUUGAACCUAGGCGAGACAGUGUGGAAAGGAUUUACUACAAUGGCGGAAAAUAAAACACCCCGCUUAAUGCAGAGGAUAGGGACUCACAGUGGAAUGUUUCAUUGCGAUGAAGCCUUGGCUUGUUUCAUGUUAAAACAACUGCCUAAAUAUGAAAGUGCUGAGGUUGUUCGUACAAGGGAUAUGGAGGUUUUAGCCACCUGUGAUAUUGUAGUUGAUGUUGGAGCAGUAUACGACCCAAAAAUAAAUAGAUUUGACCAUCAUCAAAGAGAGUUUGAACACACUCUUUCUACAGUUAGGCCUGAAUUAGCAAAAAACAAAACCAUUAAAUUAAGUUCUGCAGGUUUAAUAUAUGCACAUUUUGGCAUGGAAGUUAUAGAGAAUUUACUUACGAGGAGGGAUAUUAUGCUGACUACAGAAGCUUUGGAAAAUAUUUAUAUACAUGUUUAUGAAGGUUUUGUAGAAGAAAUGGAUGCCAUAGAUAAUGGAAUACCAAUGUAUGGUGAAGGUAUUCCUAGAUACAGAAUUAACACAGAUUUAAGUUCCAGAGUACAUAGAUUAAACCCUGAUUGGGACAUAUCAGAUGAAGAAACAAUACAAAAAUGUUUUUAUAAAGCUGUUGAUUUAGUUGGUGUUGAAUUUACAGAAAUUUUAUUGGAGGCAACAACCAUCUGGUGGCCAGCGAGAGACAUCGUAAAAAAGGCAAUAAAAAACAGACACAAUGUUUAUUCUACAGGAGAAAUCUUGCUGUUGGAAGACAGGUGUCCAUGGAAAGACCAUCUUCAUUCUUUGGAAGAAGAAAUGGGGAUUAAGGAUGAAAUCAAAUUCUGCAUUUUCCAUGAUGCUAAAUCGUCCUGGAGGGUCCAGGGAAUUCCCAAGGACCCUGGUAGCUUCAUUUGCAGGGUUUUUCUGCAUAAAGAGUGGAGGGGAGUGAGGGACGAAGUUUUAAGUAAAGUUUCUGGAGUUGAUGGGUCGAUAUUUUGUCACGCCACUGGAUUUAUUGGCGGGAAUCAAACCAAGGAGGGUGCUUUACAAAUGGCCAUUAAAAGCUUGCAAGCUUCCCAAAUAAAUAAGGAGUAAAAUUGUAAAGAAAAAUGUGUAAAUUUUUUAUUUAUACUUAAUUUUAAAUAUAUUUUAUUAA
This is a messenger RNA of Brassicogethes aeneus, 1228 nucleotides long. Lineage: Eukaryota; Metazoa; Arthropoda; Insecta; Coleoptera; Nitidulidae. The record is from the annotation of a GenBank genome assembly.